Molecule: messenger RNA, 2188 nt
Organism: Plectropomus leopardus (leopard coralgrouper)
Lineage: Eukaryota; Metazoa; Chordata; Actinopteri; Perciformes; Serranidae
Gene: lgals3a
Product: lectin, galactoside binding soluble 3a
Biological process (GO): neutrophil chemotaxis; negative regulation of extrinsic apoptotic signaling pathway; eosinophil chemotaxis
Cellular component (GO): cytoplasm; immunological synapse; nucleus
Molecular function (GO): laminin binding; disaccharide binding; IgE binding
Source: RefSeq, a predicted model, not a curated record
CCCUCCUCGUCGAGAGUUGUAGUUGUGGGAGCAGCGUUAGCUUGUAGUUUUAUGCCUCAGCAGGCUAAUUUAGCAGGCUAACUGGCUUCCACGGCUGGAUAAUUCAUCGCCGUUACCCACAUAUCAUCUGAGAGGAGCUCAUCUUCCGGCGAGAUCAUGUCAGAUUUCUCGCUUGCAGAUGCUUUAGGAGAUGACAGUCCAAGUCAGGCAAAGAAAAUGGGGAACACAAACCCGUCAGCCCCUGCAGGUAACCCUCCACUUCCUGCAAACCCAGGAUGGCCAGGUUCAGCCCCGGGAGCUCCCACUCAGCCCUCCGCUCCGGUUGACUUUGCUGGUGGAUCAUCUGGCCCAGGAGCGCCAGGGCAGUUCCCAUUCCCCUCUGGUCCUGGAGCACCAGGACAAUACCCGGCACCUCCUUCAGCACCUGGUGGGUUCCCCCCUGGUCCUGGGAUUCCCGGACAAUACCCUGCACCAGGAGCACCUGGGCAGUUCCCCUCCAGUCCUGGAGCCCCUGGGCAGUUCCCGGGGCAGUACCCUGGGCAGUACCCACCUGAAGGAGCUCCAGGGCAACUACCUGGAGGCCCUGUGUCUUACCCAACUGGACCAUUUCCCUCUGGGCCUGGAGCUCCCCCUGGGCCUUAUCCAAACGUGCCUUACCCAGGAGGUCAGCCAGGAGGGAAUGGGAUGUACGGACCAGGUGGUCCAGGUGCAUUUCCCCCUCCAGCUGGCCCUGGCGCUUUCCCUGCAUACCCUGCUGGAGGCUUUCCCCCAAUACCCCCUGGGUCAUGGGGACCACCUGGAGGUGGAGGCUUCCCUCCUGCCCCUGGCCCUUUUGGUCCUGGCCCCGGGCCUAUGGGUCCAUUUGGUGGACCUGCAGCUCCAGGAGGCAUGUUGAUGGUGCCGUUUGAUCUCCCGCUUCAUGCUGGGAUUUUGCCACGACUUUUAAUCACGAUAGAUGCGGAGCCCGUCCCCGGUGCAGACAGGUUCCAGGUUGACUUUGUUAAAGGUCCAGAUGUCGUGUUUCACUUUAAUCCUCGAUUUCAUGAGCAGACAAUUGUCAGAAACUCCAACCUGGGUGGAUGUUGGGGGCCAGAGGAGCGGGAAGGAGGCUUUCCGUUUGUUCAGGGACGCCGUUUCGAGCUGAAGAUCCUUGUGGAGGAGGACUCAUUUAAAGUGGCGGUGGACGGCGUCCACCUGCUGGAGUACGAGCACAGAGUCGGCGGACUGGAGGAAGUGACCCUGCUGCGGGUGACCGGAGACGUCAUCCUCCACAGCGCAGCCCCGAGCAUGAUCUGAAUCUCAGAGCUACUAAACCACACGCCGUACCGGAGGCCUGAGUCACACUUUACCAUCGUAUUUGAAACCAUUUCAAAUACUGCGACGAGUUUUUGAGGCACAAUAGUCAGAGAAGUGCAAUCUUUACCCACCUUGCACUUCGGCUUUUAUUACAGAACAGAUGGCAGAUUAAGGUUUGCACAUUAUAAUGCUUUUCUUUUUUUUCUGGAUGAUAUUUCUCUUCUUUUUUUGCCACUCAAUCCAUUAUAUUUUAUGACGUAACAGUAUCAAAGUAGUGACUGAGAUAAAGUGCAUCUAAAACAGGCGUUUUAAAGAAAUUAAUUUAUACCUAAAGACACGAUUGUAGGCCAAGUGGAACAUAUUGUCCAUUAGUAUGCUGUAUUUUGUUUACAGUUUGUGUUUGUUGAUUAUUUUGUCCUUUAUAUCAGGAUCUCCAUCAGCCUUUGUAAUGCAUGAGAGUGUGAUGCUGAAAAUCAACUUUUCCCCCAAAACACCUCCAGGACUCACUGGUUAACACUCAGUAGGAUAAUGAUGCUGUUUGUUAAGAUGUAUUUAUGUGCGGACUUUGAGCUCCUCGUUUCUUCAGUAUUAAUCUUCCUGAGCGCUCAGACCGGGAGGUCGCGUAACGAGUUAUCGAUUUCAUGUUGAAGUCAAAUCUAGUGGUUAAAAAAAAGAAAAGCGAGGCUCAAAUUAAAGUAAAAUGUCGCAAAGCAGUGAGAUGGGGUCGCUUAUUUGUUGCCAAAGAUAACAGUGGUACAAUAUUUUGAGAUAAUACACGUAUAAAUAAAGGGCAACAAAGAAAUAAUGACUGAUAAUGCUGUCUGAGUCAGAAUAAUGUACUCUUUUCAUGAGCUGCCUGCCUGUGCACUUAAUAAAUACUAGUUUCCCUGUU